This is a messenger RNA of Saprolegnia diclina VS20, 1323 nucleotides long. RefSeq lists its product as hypothetical. Gene Ontology annotation, biological process: U1 snRNA 3'-end processing; exonucleolytic trimming to generate mature 3'-end of 5.8S rRNA from tricistronic rRNA transcript (SSU-rRNA, 5.8S rRNA, LSU-rRNA); nuclear polyadenylation-dependent rRNA catabolic process. Lineage: Eukaryota; Oomycota; Saprolegniomycetes; Saprolegniales; Saprolegniaceae. Bases 1 to 1323 code for a protein of 440 amino acids. Gene Ontology annotation, cellular component: cytoplasmic exosome (RNase complex); nuclear exosome (RNase complex). The record is from RefSeq and is a predicted model, not a curated record. The transcript is spliced from 7 exons.
AUGAUGCUCAGCAGCAACGAGCGCGACUUCCUCGUCGCGGCCUUGAAGAACCAAAAGUCCGAGAACGCGGUCCAGCGCGCCGAUGGCCGUGGCCUCCUCGAGUUCCGCCGCAUGAACCUCUCGCUGCGCCGCAGCAUGCACGAGUCCCAGAGCGAGUGCGAGUUGCAGCUCGGCCGGACGCGCGUGCUGGCAGUCGUCUCGGGCGAAGUCGUCGCGCCGUUCCCGGACCGACCGACCGAAGGCUUUCUUCAGUUUAGCGUCGAGCUCUCGCCAAUGGGCGCGGCGAUCUUUGAGCACAAGCAGGCCCACAAGGCAUGGUCGGCCGAGCUCUCACGCAUCGUUGAGCGCUCGAUCCGCGACUGCAAGGCUCUCGACACGGAAGCGCUGGCGAUCGUGGCGGGCGAGAGCGUCUGGGCCAUCAAGUGCACGAUCCACGUGCUCGACCACGGCGGCAACCUCGUCGACGCCGUCUCGAUCGCGUCGAUCGCAGCGCUCAUGCACUUUCGUCGCCCCGAGACGCUGAGUGCGUCCUUGCUAGACGACCCGGACUGCGCGCUCAUCCCGCUCAGCUUGCACCACAUCCCAGUGUCCAUCUCGUUUAGCUUUAACGACCAGGACGACCCGGUCGUGCUCAUUGACCCGACGGACCGCGAAGAAAAGGUCGUCGACGGCGCGAUCACGUACACGUUCAACUCGUUCCGGGAACUCUGCGCCGUCCACAAGAUUGGCGGCGUCUCGAUCUCGACCGACGUUGUGCUGCGCUGUGCCAACAUUGCCGCGGCCAAGGCGGAGGAGCUGACCGACAUGCUCAAGGAGGCCACCGAGACGGCCGACCGCGACGCGAUCGAGCAGCGCCGGGCCCUCUUGCGCGGCAAGGAGUUUCACGACAAGUCGGUCGCCGCCCUCUCGACCCAAAGGGCUGUGCCGCUCGACGUGUCGGGCCUCGACAAGGCCAUGGAAGAGAUCGUGGACUUUGCGACGCUGCAUGCGCCGAUUCCGCUGCGCAACGACGACCCCGCGGUUAAGAAGGCGGCGACGCGCGAGCUCAUGGCGUCGCUCGAGUCGUCCACAGAAGGUCUCGCCAUCACGCAGGCCGCGCGCGACCACUUUCAUCAGCUGACGCAGACGGUCCACGUGGCACCCAAGCCGGUGAUGGCCGACACCAAGAUGCACGACAGCGACAGCGACGAAGAAGAGGACGUCGUCAUGCAUGUGCAGAGCGAGUACUUGCCGUCGCCGCCCAAGAAGGUAGCGCCGGCGGUCGAGGACGAUAGCAGCAGCUCGGACGAGGAAGACUUGGCAGCCGCCAUCAAGCGCAAGUAG